GGGAGAGAAGCUGAAGCCUUCUUCAUUCCUGUCAUGUUUCUGCUCGGAUAACAAGCAAGGCUGACUUUAAAUACGAUUCAAGGAAACCUGUUUCACCUCUUCCGCCUCUCAUACAGAGACAAUGCAGUAUGGACGACGUGCCAAGGCACUGAUAAGAGAGUGAGAGAUAUAAGUAGCACGGAGAGAAGCGGAAAUAUUUCAACACAGACGGUGCUUCUCACAGACGUACACAAGACAUCAUGUCCACCUCGAUAAAGCAGGAGAGAACAAUUUGUGUUUUACUCCCCAACAAAGACCAGCUGGACAUCACUGUCGGGCCAAAGUCCACUGGGCAGGAUGUUUUUAACCGUGUGGCAGAGAUCCUUGGAGUCAAAGAGCUGCAUUUCUUCGGCCUCACAGUGGUCAGAGACAAUGAGCAUAUAUUUUUGGACAUGGAGGAGAAGCUGACCAAGUACUUUCCAAAGGAGUGGAAGCAAGAUUCAGUGAAGAAGAGAUCAUUGCCCCUUGUGCUUUGCCUGAAAGUACAAUACUACGUAGAGAAUGGUCGACUCAUCUGCGAACGAAAGGCUCGGCAUCUUUACUACUCCGACCUGCGGGAGCGAGUGCUUCGCUCCGAGUGUCGUCAGCAGGAGGAGGUGUACUUCCAGCUGGCAGGUUACGCCCUGCAGGCUGACCUCGGGGACCACCCGCCGCCGCAGGAGGGCUUGGAGGUCGCCCCUUACUUUGAACCUAAGGAGUACUUUCCCCCCUGGAUCAUAGCUAAGCGUGGAGUGAGCUACCUCCUCUGCCACGGACCCAAAGUGCAUCAGGAGCUGUGGGGCAUGUCGGCGCGAGACGCCAUCCUGCUCUUCAUCAGAGAAUCCUGUCAGCUGGAGGACGUCCCUGUCAGGUUUUACAGACUGCAAAAGGACAAGAAGGAGGACAGAGGAACGGCGCUGCUCGGCCUGACUCUGCGAGGAAUGCAGGUUUAUCAGGAAGUGAACAAUGUGCGACAGCUGCUGUACGAUUUCCCCUGGUUCAACGUGGGGCGUCUCACCUUUCUGGGCAAGAAAUUUGAGAUCCAGCCAGAUGGCCUGCCGUCGGCCAGGAAGCUGGUUUAUUACACCGGCUCGUCGUUUCGCUCUCGCCAUCUCCUCCUGCACCUGAGCAGCAGCCACCAGCUCUACCUCAGCCUUCAGCCUGCCCUCAAACACCUACGGCAGCUCGAGGAAAGCAAAGAGAAGCAGCGAUACCGAGAAUCCUACAUUAGCGAUGAUCUGGAUUUGGACCCACCUGGCAGCGAGAGCAGCCCUGGCUUGUCCCGACGCUCCACCAGCAGCUCCGGGAUCGAAGCCGAUACUCGACAGCACAGCAUCUCCACCGACACGGCCGGCACGGAGGAGGACAGUCAACACCGAGCAGAGACGUGCUUCAGCUCCACGACCAGCCGAGGCAGCUCCUGCACCUCCGGGUUCGACACGGGCAGCAAGGCCCGAAUGGAAGACGAAGGAUGGCCAGAGGAAGAGCUGAAAUCAAACGUGGGGAGUCCAGAGGAGGUUCUUGUGGAUGAUCCUGAGGAAAUGUUCCAGCUGGCUAACCUUCUUGAGGGAGUGUCAGUGGACUGUACAGAGCUGCCCUCAGACACUCUGCUGUCAGAAAUCACAGUUUGUCCCCAAGAUGAUCAAACAGAAAUGGAAAAUUCAUGUAACAAAGCCACGUUAAAAGAGAUGAUAAAAUCCAGAGGCCAGGUUUGUGCGGACCGGCACAGCCACAGUUUAGAUGAUGUCCGUCUGUUCCCGCCUCCAGCGCCGCUGGGAACGGCGCUGCCGCACGAUUCCUCCCACAGCUACACGUUCGGCCUGCCGGAUGCCUCAACAAACACAAAGACUUCUGCUGAUCCCACUUACUGCUCCCGUUUGCACUGCCAGGCCAAGCCUUCUUUCUACGGCCGCAGGUCCACCAACUGCCUCUCCCUGGACAUGUUGGGCGACGAGCAGUUCCUGGAAUUCAUUCUCUGAACGCACCAGUUCUCUCUCUUUUUUUUUUACGGCACAUGAUUGUCUCCAUGACGAUGGUUGUCUGCCGUUUUUAGAGCAAAGAAACUCUCUUUUAAGAUUGACUGUACUCCACAUUUCUGUCCUUGAGGCUUUGGAUUAGAUGGCAGAAGCGCUUCAGCGACAUUUCAAAAAGUAAACACUGCAUAUUUAUUAUUGUUGUAUAUUGUGUAAAUAUUGCUUGUACUGUUCUAUUGCAUUUCAGCCUCUGAACAAAACAUAUCUAAUCAACUUUGUCUCUUGUAAAGUUCAUGUUGUUACUGUCGGAUAGUAUGCUCCUGACAUUUAAAGACUUUUAAAAGUCUGACCGUUUUGAAACUAUUGGGCAUUCCUAAUGUGUGGCUUACUUUCCUUUAACUUUCUUUUUAACCAACACUUCCCUUUAAUAAGGAAAAUCUCAGAAGCCAUGACAGUGUAUCCUGCUAUGUUUCUUUUAUCAUUAUUUCUGUGUAAAAUCAGAUUUUAUAAUGAACCUUGUUUUUGUACAGUGUGCUCUGUCAUGCUUUUCCUAUUAGUCUUCCUCAGCAAUGUAGCCACCGAUGUGGAAAAUUGAACCUCUUUACAGCUGGCAAUGCAUUCAUCCAAAGCCUCUCUUUUCUAUACUGUCCUCCCGUGCUCAUAAUUACAACAGAAAAGUAUUAUUUGUGUAGCACUUCUGUAGCCACUAAGCCUAUAAUGAAUCUGCAGUAUUUUUGUAUUAUGUAACCCUGCCUCCAACAAAAAGGCUUGUUUGUUUUUUUUUCGUUUAUACAUUGUCUCUGUUUUGUAAGUCAUAAUUGGUGGGCAGUAGAGGAGCUGUCUUUAGCCAAUGUGAGGUCAGCAGGAAAGAAUAUCAGACAUUAAACAGAAACUUUUACUCGGUGCCAAUAUCAUAUCACAAAACUGCAUUUUUUUUAUUCAAGGCACUGUUUUUUAAAGGUGAAAAUAAAUUCUUAAUUC
Salarias fasciatus (jewelled blenny) is the source of this 2972-nucleotide messenger RNA. RefSeq names its product FERM domain-containing protein 6. Gene Ontology annotation, cellular component: cytoplasmic side of apical plasma membrane; cytoskeleton. The record is from RefSeq and is a predicted model, not a curated record. Lineage: Eukaryota; Metazoa; Chordata; Actinopteri; Blenniiformes; Blenniidae. The coding region runs from base 240 to 1997 and encodes 585 amino acids. Gene Ontology annotation, biological process: positive regulation of hippo signaling. The transcript is spliced from 14 exons.